Molecule: messenger RNA, 631 nt
Organism: Nothoprocta perdicaria
Lineage: Eukaryota; Metazoa; Chordata; Aves; Tinamiformes; Tinamidae
Product: aurora kinase B-like
Exons: 4
Biological process (GO): protein phosphorylation; regulation of cytokinesis; mitotic spindle organization
Cellular component (GO): spindle microtubule; spindle pole centrosome; spindle midzone
Molecular function (GO): protein kinase activity; ATP binding
Source: RefSeq, a predicted model, not a curated record
GCACCCCAACGUGCUGCGGCUCUACAACUACUUCCACGACCGCAAGCGGGUCUACCUGAUCCUGGAGUACGCGCCGCGCGGCGAGCUCUACAAGGAGCUCCAGAAGUGCCACCACUUCGACGAGCAGCGCAGCGCCACGGUGAUGGAGGAGCUGGCGGACGCGCUGAUCUACUGCCACCGCAAGAAGGUCAUCCACCGGGACAUCAAGCCCGAGAACCUGCUCAUGGGCCUCAAGGGCGAGCUGAAGAUCGCCGACUUCGGCUGGUCGGUGCACGCGCCCUCGCUCAGGCGCCGGACCAUGUGCGGCACCCUGGACUACCUGCCCCCCGAGAUGGUGGAGGGGCGGCCGCACGACGAGAAGGUCGACCUGUGGUGCCUGGGGGUGCUGGCCUACGAGCUGCUGGUGGGGCGGCCGCCCUUCGAGAGCGCCUCGCACGGGGACACGUACCGCCGCAUCACCACGGUGGACCUGCACUUCCCGGCCUCCAUGUCGGAGGGCGCCCGCGACCUCAUCGGGCGCCUCCUGCGGCACCGGCCGGCCGAGCGGCUCCCGCUGCGCGGCGUGCUGGAGCACCCCUGGGUGCAGGCCAACUCGCGCCGGGUGCUGCCGCCCGCCUACGCGCCCCCCUAG